UAGGGCGAGAUCCUGAAUUCGACGUGCUUGAAGACCAAGCAAUAAAGUCAGCCGUGUGGAACCGGGGUUUGGUCCGGCCCCGAGCUCAAGUAGGCAAUGUUCUUGUUUCUUUACUUUUUUUUUUGUUGUUGGUUUAUUUUUCUACAAAAAUAAACCAAACCUCACGAAAAAAGUAGCCUGCAAAAAUUACGAAUAGGCGUUGAGCGAUUUAAAAGAGCAGUGAAAGCAGUUCCUGUUUCUCCUUUUUUUUUUUGAAACACACCUGGUUCAGGUAGUUUGAUGACAGACUUCCAAGGGCGUUGAAUCGACGCCACGGACAUUGUUAAGCCUUGACCGUGGUCUGAAGUGGGGAUCAAAAUCAACUCCUGUGUGCUCAUCUUGAUGUUUGGACUGUUUCUGAAACAUUCUUCUCUGAGACUGCGGUGUGCAGGGUGUGGUGUGGUGCCAUGUGUUUAAGUGGGCAGCCUCUGUGCUCAGGCAGGGGCCAUGUGCGACCUAACUCCUCCUCUGGUGAGGGCAGCAGCUCAAGCUCUCAGUAUGCAUUCUGUGCCCUGGGUGUGGGCCUGGUGGCGCUUGGAGUUGUCAUGAUUCUGUGGAGCAUGGUGCCACUGGAGGUGCGUUGGAAUAACACAGGUGUGCAACAUGAUGCUGUUCCCAAUGAUAGCAAGCAGAAGACCUCAGCUGUGGCUUUUGUGCUGGUUGGGGCUGGACUGGCCUUGCUGCUAUUGGCUGUGUGCCUGGGAGUGAGAAACAAGCACAGAAGGAGCAGUGUGACAACAGCCACUGGUACUCAGUACACAGACCGUGUGCCUGAAGAAGCAGGAGAGACAUUGGCUUCUACCCCAAACUAUGAUGUGCCUAGCUAUGAUGAAGCUGUGACUAGUGGGCGUUAUCCUAUCCGCCAGAGCAACCUGCAACACAGUACCUCACAGCUACCUUCUUAUGAUGACCUCGUUGCUGCAGUGGAGAAUGAAGGAGAAGGACCAGGUUCUGCGAGCGGUCAAAAUGCUUCUUCUCCUGUUCCUCGUGUUGGUGCCCCAGCAGAUGAAACCAGUGCGAAGCCGGCUCGCAGCAGCAGCCGAGCUAGCUACAUCUUCAGACCCCUCCGUGUGCGCAGGAUUAAAUCAGAGAAGCUCCAUGUCAAAGAUAUCCGGAUGAACAUCCAGAGCCCACCACAGGGAGGACGAGUGACCAUUGAGCCCCUGACACCUCCACCACAGUACGUGGACAAAGUGCCUGAGUUCCCCACAGAACCAGUGUGAUUGAUUGAGCUGUGUAUGAAUACUGUCCUGGUGUAUAUCUUUCUUCACCUGUGCUGUUAUUGCACUUGGCUGUGCUUAAGUCUAGAAUAGGGUGGUAUAGGUCUGCUUCAAAGAAUUGCUGUAAAGAAGUGGUGUAGUUGUGAAAUGGUAUGAAAUUUAAUUUUACUUUUGAAUGUGAUCAUCCACAAGCCCUGUGCUUCUUCUAGGACAAAAUGUUAGAGUUUUUAUCUACAGUCCCCUCUGAAACUACUGAAAUGGCAAGGCCUAUUCGUUUGUUUAUGCUACACAAAGACAUUUUGGUUUGUGAUCAAAAGAUUGAUAUGAGACGAGAGUUGAGGAUUCAUUUUUUAUUUCCUGGUAUUUACGUCUAAAGGUGUUUAAACAACAUAAAACAUAAAACCUUUUGCACCAGACCACCCAAUUUUUAGGUGAGAAAAAGUAUAGCCACAGAUUAGUCUUGAAAUAAAUUAAAGUAAAUAACACUUAAUUUUUGGUUGCAUAUCCCUUUCUAAUAAUAAUAAUAAUAAUCAAGUCUGUGACUCACUGACAUCACCAAGUUGUUGGUUUUUCCUUUUGUGAUGCUUUCCAGGCUUUAACUGCCACCUCUUUUAGUUGUUUUGGGCAUUUCUCUUUUUGGUCUGCUCUUCAGGAAGUGAAGUGCAUGCUCGAUUGGGUUAAGGUCUGGUGAUUGACUUGCUGAGUCUAUAACAUUCCACUUUUUCCCCCUGACAAAGUCCUUUGUUCAGUUGGCAGUGCGCUUUGGAUCAUUAUCUAUAAAGUUCCUCCCGAUUAAUUUGCAUGCAUUUCUCUGUAAAUUGGCAGACAAAAUGUUCCUGUAAACUUCUGAAUUCAUUCUGCUGCUACCAUCAUGAGUUCAUCAUCCAUAAAUAUUAGUGAGCCUGUUCCAGAAGCAGCCAUGCAUGCCCAAGCCCAUGACACUACCUCCACAAUGUUUCACAGAUGAGCUUGUAUGUUUUAGAUCAUGAGCAGAUUCUUUAUUUCUCCACACCUUGGCCUUUCCUUGACUUUGGUAGAGGAUAAUCUUGGUUCCAGAACUUUUGUGGCUUAUCUCUGUUUCUUUGUGAAUUCCAUUUUGUUUUUCUGAUUCCUACUGCUGAUGAGUGGUUUGCAUCUUGUGGUAUGGCCUCUAUAUUUUUGCUCUCAAAGUCUUCUUCCAACCGUGGCUUGUGAUGCCUUUACCCCUGCCCUGUGGUGGUUGUUGAUGUCACUGACUGUUUUGGGGGUUUUCAUCACAGCUCUCACGGUUUGUCAUCACCUGUUGUUUUCCAUGGCCGACCCAUUUGGUCAGUACACCAGUGGUUUCAAACAUUUAAAAUUGUUGUAUUGGCUAUGCCCAAUGUUUGUGCAAUGUGUCUGAUUUGAUAUUCCCUCUUUUCUCAGCUUCAAAAUGGCUUGCUUUUUUUUUUUUUUUUUUGCUUUUACAAAUUGGGUGGUCUGAUAAGUCAUAGCACAUUUUGUAUGUCGUUUAACACAUCUACAUAUCUAUAUACCAUUAAAUAAAUGCUGAAAUUCUAAACUCUCUUCUCAUAUUCAUCUUUUGAUUGCAAACCCAAAUAUAAUUUGUGUAUAGAACAAAAAAUGUGAAUUGACCUUUCUUUUCCAACAGUUUCAGAGGGAACUAAAUGGGUUUAUUUGGAUUCAAAUAUAAUGUUCUUUGGUAUUGUGUUGCUGAUUUUGUAGUGAUUUGUGAUCGUCAUUAUAUUAUCAAAAAGAGCUCCUUCAUCUCAUCUGUACUCAAACUCAGAUUAUGGAUGUCUACCUGUCUGUCAUUAUUAUUAUUCAUUGUUUGAACAAUGAGCUUGAACAAAUAUGUUAAUUUGCUGAACAAUGAAUGCUAUUAGCAUGGUGUCAUUCACGUAAUGCUAAUUGGUGGCAUUAGUAUUUUGGACAAUUGUUCAUUAACUGGAAAAGGGGCAGCAUGGGUACACAUUAACAGACCAUUAUGUGUGUUAUUAAUGUGCCACUGUGUUGGUAGGGGGGCUUAUGUGACCGUCUUUAUUUCAGAAACAUUUUCACAAUGUUUUGGGUCUUGUAUGUAAUAAUAAAUGUGGUGUUUUCCUAUUCUUUGGGUUUUUUAAAAAAAAUCUUUCUUUCAAUAAUUGGAACUGUCCUACUUACAUUUUUAAUGUGCUCUAUAGUUGAUGACUGGAGAAAAUAUAAAAUAUUACUGUACAUAAGACAUGUUUACUUUACCAAAGGUGGUUGUUGGUGGUGGUGAUGUUGAUGAUAAAGCAAACAACACAGUUUAUUUAGGGUACUAUAUUUUCUUACAUUUUACAUUUAUGUCAUUUGGCAGACACCCUUAUCCAGAGCGACUUACUGAAGUGCUUUGAAGUCUAUCAAUAAAUGCAUCCUGAUACUGGUUCACUAGGUCACGGAGUAAGAAUAAUACCAUCAGUCUUAAAACUCUAUUGGGAUGUAAUAUAGUAAGGUAAACGCAGACAACACAACAAUUAUAAUUUUUAUUUAUUUUUAUUAUUUUAAUGAAAGUGCUCAUUUAAGUACUUUAGGAAGAGAGAGGUCUUUAGAGGUCAUUUGAGUGACCGCCAGUGACUCAGCUAUUCGAAGAUCUAGGGGAAGUUCAUUCGACCACCUAGGUGCCAGAACAUCUAAUCUAACUUGUUUGUGUAUUGUAAUGCACACUGACCUUACUGUAGUUAUUUUGGUCCUAAAUAUACAGGUCUU
This is a messenger RNA of Ictalurus furcatus (blue catfish), 3968 nucleotides long. RefSeq names its product transmembrane protein 51b (gene tmem51b). Lineage: Eukaryota; Metazoa; Chordata; Actinopteri; Siluriformes; Ictaluridae. Bases 447 to 1262 code for a protein of 271 amino acids. The transcript is spliced from 4 exons. The record is from RefSeq and is a predicted model, not a curated record.